Messenger RNA from Solenopsis invicta (red fire ant), 666 nucleotides. RefSeq lists its product as uncharacterized. The record is from RefSeq and is a predicted model, not a curated record. The coding region runs from base 1 to 666 and encodes 221 amino acids. Lineage: Eukaryota; Metazoa; Arthropoda; Insecta; Hymenoptera; Formicidae. The transcript is spliced from 2 exons.
AUGGGCUCACCCUUAUCACCGGUAAUUGCAGACAUAGUGAUGCAAGAUCUGGAGUCCAAGGUUCUGAAUAACAUAAAUGUGAUUCUACCGUUUUACGUACGCUACGUGGACGAUAUCGCUUUGGCAGCACCCACCGAAGCGAACCUGAUCGACGUGUCGGACACGAUCGUGGAAAGAAAAAAGUACUUGGUCUUCCCGUAUUUAAAAGACGUGUCUGAAAAAAUAUCUACGUCCCUGAAUAAAGACAUAAUUAGACUAGGUUUUAGAUGUCUAAAUAAGCUGGAUAAGUUUAUUAAGGCACACAAGGACAAGAACAUAAAAACAGAAUGUAACAACGUCGUCUAUAAAUUAAAUUGUAACGACUGCAAUGCCUCGUACGUAGGACAAACAAAGAGAAAAUUAAAAACAAGAAUCAAGGAGCAUGUGAACAACAUUAAACUUGAAACAGCGAAAAUAUCCGUUAUUAGCGAACACAGACUCCAACAAAAUCAUUCGAUCGAUUGGAAAAAUGUAAAAAUCCUUGAUUUUGAACCAAAUUAUCAUAAACGCUUAAUUUCCGAGAUGAUACACAUUAACGAACAAAAAAAUGGUCUUAAUCAAAAAACGGAUACGGAACUGUUAGACGACUGUUACAACACUAUUUUGAACAAACUGGUCGAUAUGUAA